Punica granatum (pomegranate) is the source of this 1517-nucleotide messenger RNA. NCBI's taxonomy places the organism in Eukaryota, Viridiplantae, Streptophyta, Magnoliopsida, Myrtales, Lythraceae. The record is from RefSeq and is a predicted model, not a curated record.
UCACACUUCUUGAAUGAAGGGAGAAGGCUCCUCCUAUUAAUUUGUUCCAUCCUCCCAAUUCUGCCACUUCAUCUCUCUCUCUCUCUGUCUGUCUCUGUUACAGAAGCAUUUGGUGGGAGCAUGGGAAGGCACUCUUGCUGCUACAAGCAGAAGCUGAGGAAGGGCCUCUGGUCCCCUGAAGAAGAUGAGAAGCUCCUCAACUACAUCACCAAGAACGGCCACGGAUGUUGGAGUUCGGUCCCUAAACUUGCCGGGCUGCAGAGGUGUGGGAAGAGCUGCAGGCUGAGGUGGAUCAAUUACCUGAGGCCUGACCUGAAGAGAGGUGCAUUCUCCCAGCAGGAAGAGAACCUCAUCAUUGAGCUCCACUCUGUUCUCGGCAACAGGUGGUCUCAGAUUGCAGCGCAGUUGCCGGGACGGACCGACAAUGAGAUAAAAAAUUUCUGGAACUCGUGCAUCAAGAAGAAGUUGAAGCAGAGUGGGAUCGACCCGACCACCCACAAGCCUCUCUCCGAGGUCUUGACCGAGAAUAAGAACGAGAAUAAGCCGCCGUCCGCUAUGGUUAAAAGCAAUGAGAAGAAACUACUGCUCCCGCCUCAAGUAGCAAGUUCUGGCCCGGUCAAUGAUAUCAUAGCAGCCCCGGAGAGCUCCAAUAAUGUCUCCUGCAAGCCUUCUGACGUGCUCAGGCACUUCUCCUUCCAGCAGCUAAAUUACGGGCCCGAUAUGGGCAGCUUUUCGGUGGCGAACCAGAAUAGCUGUGGGCAGCUAGGCUUCGACUUCAAUGUCCUCCCGAACUCGACCUCCACAGAGUUGGUGACUGCUCCUGCCAGCAGUUUCUCUGCCACUACUAUGCCACCAACUCCGGCUCAGGUCAGGCCUUCGAUCAGCCUUCCCUCUGAAAACUCCUGCGUGACCUCUUCCUGCAAUAGUGCCUUCAGCUACUACGACAAUGCCCCCUUCUCAUGGGAUUUCGGAAAUUUCGAUAAACUGCCGCAGGCACAAGUUCAUUCUCUAGUAGAAGAUGCGAAAUGGUCUGAGUAUCUCCAAAUACCGUUCGUCACAGGAAGUUCAUCCCCGGAGCAAUCCCAAGCAUACAGUGGCAUCAAACCUGACACAGUAAACUUUCAAACAUUAGGAUUUCCGCAAUCCGCUUCAAACACGCACAGUAAGGAUUUCCAGAGACUUGCUCUGGCAUUUGGGCAGACCCUUUAGAGUUCCAUGGUGUGAUAUAGACUCAACAUUUUCUCUUCUUUCCGUUCGAUUUUGUAACUGUAAAUGAGUCCCAUACAGAUUCGAUUUCUCGCUCUAGUUUGCUGCAGAACAAAAAAUCCGAGAUUGGACCGAGACCAUGUUGAUCUUGAUAGCUGCUCCAUUGUGCAUGAAUUUACCUCAGCAGAAUCACAGAAAUAAGGCCUUCAAUCACUUCUUCAUUUCUCUGUUACAUGUUACAUAUUUCCCAUAUGUUCAGUAUGAUUGUAAUAUUCUUUUAUUUCGUGUUAAUAAAUCCACAUUCUUUCAUC